Messenger RNA from Mytilus californianus (California mussel), 886 nucleotides. Its product is annotated as contactin-associated protein like 5-1-like. The record is from RefSeq and is a predicted model, not a curated record. Lineage: Eukaryota; Metazoa; Mollusca; Bivalvia; Mytilida; Mytilidae. The coding region runs from base 20 to 628 and encodes 202 amino acids. The transcript has 3 exons.
UGACUGGAAAACAAAGGGUAUGUUGGAUAGUCAAACUGCAUUAGUUGAACCAAUUGCAUCUAACGGUAUUCAACUGCAAGCAGUAGAGAUUUAUUGCGAUAUGGAAAUGGAAAAUGGAGUAGGAGUAACAGUAAUAGAUCAUGAUGGAGAGCGAGAUGUAACAGUACAUGGCUUUGAGGGAUAUGGAUCCUACAGUUUUAUCAUUUCAUAUGAUAUUCCUUUCGAGCACAUUGUUGCAAUAAUAGAUUCAUCUCAGUUUUGUCGACAAUUUGUACGCUGGAAAUGUAAAGGUGCUCUAAUGUACGAUAAUAUUACUCAAGAGUGGAGUACGUACUGGACAAAUCGAAGCACAGCUUACUUAGCAACAAAUGAAUACAAACCACCUUCUGGAUUUUUUCACGGACCUGAAGAAAGAAUAAUUUGUGACUGUGGAAUUAAUGACACCUGUCAGCGAAGCGACGUGAUCUGCAAUUGCGAUAUCAAUGAUUACAUUUGGCGAUCUGAUGAAGGAUACGUUACAAAUAAGGAUGCUUUGCCAAUAGUCGCUUUCUUUGCAGGGGACACAGGAGAUAUCUAUGAAGAAGGAAAACAUUUCAUAGGCCCAAUUGAGUGUUAUGGGAUUGCCUAGUCUUUUAUUUUGAGCAGUCCGGAGCUGUUAUACAAUCCUCGGCAACUUUUCAACAAUUGUUCAUGUUCCAUUUCAGAAAGACAAUGAUAAAUCUUUAUUAUAAUAUAUUUGAUGACACUGUCGCCUUUUUAUAUAUAUGUUUAUUUUAAAUGUAUAUGCUAACACGAUCGUUUUAUACUAGAUAGAGAUGCAACUGAAUCAGUUCUGAAAAGACAAAGGAAAUAUAAUUGUCCAACAUUUAAAAUCGCUGCACCUCUU